AUGGCCAGCACGCAGGCCGUCCUUCCUGAGCGUCCCUCCCUGGAGGCCUGCAGUGCCCAGGAGGCCAUGCGGAGGCCUGAGGGCCGCAGAAGUGACUGCACCCAUCACGGUGACGCGGAUCAGCCCGCCCCGGCCUGCGGGGCCUGCAGCGCUCGGUCAGCCCUGCACCGAGUCAUCGGCGAGGCCCUGGAGGGGGACGCCCUUCAGGGGGGCCAGCUGCCCUCUCCCAACAGCCCAUGUUCUUCCUCCCGCUCACCUAACCGCUCAGGUGCGAGUGAGGACAGCCGUGGUUCUGGCCCCAAGGAAUGUGGAGCAGACACGCAGCUGAGGGGCCCAAGGUCCAGCCAGGCCCGGGCCUGUCCCGAGGACACGGGCCCCUCCAGUCUCUACUCCCGCGCCUCAGACUCCCGCAGCCGCUACGUGAGGAUGGAGGGGAAAACAAUUAUGCCCCGGCCCCACCCAGGAUGCCCACCCAGCUGGGGGCUGGCUCGUCCCUGCUCCCUGCCGGCCACGGGCUUCUUGGGCUUUCACGUGCUCCUCGACCUGCGUGCUCUGGGCACCUCCCGUGGGUCAUCCCUGCCAGAUCCAGCCCUCACCAGCCACCCCGGGCUCCUGGGGGCGGGGCCGAGCCGGCCCCUGCGCAUCCUCAGUGCAGACGCCCAGCCCGAGCAGGAACCGAGAACCGUCAUUGAUGAGAGACGGGCUCUCCUGGCUCCCCCGGUAGCCCCCAAACUCCUUCGCUCCCCAGCCAGACUGACCCCCACUGUCAGCCCCGGGGUCCCCUGCCUCCCGCUGACAGGGCCCCGCCCUCUGGUGCCCCCAGGCCUGCUGGGGUCUUGCAGCCUGCUCGCAGCGGAGGCCAGCCCCGUGAGCCCGCGCAAGCAGCAGGGCGGGGCGGCGGGCGGGAGCCGUCACCCGGGUCUGGCCCUGGGCCACGGCCCAGCAGCGCCCUUGGCACGAGCCCCCGCCAGACUCCCCUUUCUUCCCCGUGGCCCCGCGGCUUCCUGCUCCUCUCGGCCCCGGAGCUGGGCCUGCCUGGCCCUCCAGACAGCCCGAGCCUCCCGCUCGGCCACGGCAGCCCAGAAAGUGACCACAGCGUCUGGGGACCUUCCGAACCCUGGAUCCCGGCCGUGGCCCUGCCUGCUGCCUCCGGGCGCCCAGACGUGGCACAGGCAGGCCUGA
This is a messenger RNA of Rangifer tarandus platyrhynchus (Svalbard reindeer), 1182 nucleotides long. The record is from the annotation of a GenBank genome assembly. NCBI's taxonomy places the organism in Eukaryota, Metazoa, Chordata, Mammalia, Artiodactyla, Cervidae.